This is a messenger RNA of Telopea speciosissima, 549 nucleotides long. RefSeq names its product DNA-directed RNA polymerases II, IV and V subunit 12. The transcript is spliced from 3 exons. Gene Ontology annotation, biological process: DNA-templated transcription. Gene Ontology annotation, cellular component: RNA polymerase II, core complex; RNA polymerase I complex; RNA polymerase III complex. The record is from RefSeq and is a predicted model, not a curated record. NCBI's taxonomy places the organism in Eukaryota, Viridiplantae, Streptophyta, Magnoliopsida, Proteales, Proteaceae. Bases 67 to 222 code for a protein of 51 amino acids. Gene Ontology annotation, molecular function: zinc ion binding; DNA binding; DNA-directed RNA polymerase activity.
CUAACUCUUCUAUUUUUUGGGUUCUGUCUUUGACUUCCAUUAGAAAUCUCUAGUUUCUCAGUGCCCAUGGAUCCGCAACCCGAACCAGUGAGCUACAUCUGUGGAGAUUGUGGGAUGGAGAAUACCCUGAAACCCGGGGAUGUGAUUCAGUGCCGAGAAUGUGGUUACCGCAUCCUCUACAAGAAGCGCACUCGCAGAAUUGUUCAAUAUGAAGCACGCUGAUUAAGAGCACAGGAAAGGAUGGGAUGACGAGCACUUAACAUUUAGUACAUGGUUUAUGUCUCGUCAGUAUUCAUGCAAAACAGUUUCAUAACUAGAAGUCAGUCUAUAAUGAAAACCUUAUGUGUAAACUUUGAAUUCCCUGCUCGUGGGGAGGGGUUCUCUUUGCUACAACAGUGAUGGAUAGGUGAAUCCCAGUUUUGGGAGUCCAUGAUACUUAUGAUACUUGUUUUUGUCUAUUGAGUCCAUAGUUCAACAAAUGUUGUUGGUCUUAUACUCCUAUAUGAAAAUUUAAUGCGAGAUUGUGGUUGUGGAUUCUCUGAGCUCUAA